AUGAACGGCUACGGGCACAACAACGGUGGGCCAGCCGCCGGUGCCGCCGGCCCAGCAGGAACCGUCACCAUCCCGACAGGACCGACCAACCAGCCCCGCGUGCUGGUGCGCAACCUGCAGCGCGACGAUGUCACCUUCCACCUCUCCGGAGUGGACAUGGCGUAUGCCAACAGUUUGAGGAGGACAAUGAUGGCCGAUGUGCCUACUGUCGCCAUCGACCAGGUGUCCUUCCUCCAGAACACCUCUCCGAUUCCCGAUGAAAUGCUGGCCCACCGUCUGGGUAUGGUGCCGCUCGUCAGCAAGUUGGUUGGCAAGGGACUGCGGUACACCAGGGACUGCGACUGUGAUGAAGGAUGCUACUUUUGCAUGGUGACGCUCCGCCUCAAGGUGUCGGCAACGAACGCAGACUAUGGCCGCCCGAUGACCGUCACCAGCGACAUGCUCGAGAUCAUCCCCAGCCCCAACACUCCCCAGGCCACCCCGUAUGGCCCCCCACCAGAGCUCGGCGAGGAGGAGCAGGAGAUCAUGCGCAACCGUGACCCGGACCUCGGCCAGCCCGUCGGUAAGGGCGACCCGACCUCGACACCCAUCCAGCUCGUCCGUAUCUCGCGUGGACAAGAGGUCGAGGUCAUCUGCAAGGCCUACAAGGGUAUCGCCAAGCACCACGCCAAGUGGUCCCCCUUGUCUGCGGUCGCGUACGAGUAUGACCCGUACAACAAGCUCAGGCACACGACGUACUGGUUCGAGACGAACGAGGAGGAAGAGUGGCCCCUGUCCUCGAACGCCGCGUUCGAGACCCCGCCAGACCCCACCCAGCCCUUCGACUUCAACGCCGUGCCCACAACCUACUACUUCAACGCCGAGUCUGUCGGUUCCGUGCCCGUCACAUCCGUCUUUGAACAGGCAUGCGACAUCAUGGUGGAAAACCUCGCCCAGAUCGUCCUUGCCGUGCAGCAGGAGACGGGCGCGGACGAGGACGACGAGGACGGCGAGGGCGGCGAGGGUGGAAUUGUCGAGCCCGACAUGGGUAUGGGUAUGGGCGGCGGCGGUGGCGGCGGCAUGAACGGCGACUAUGGAGGUGGCUACGACGGCGGGUACGGCGGCGGUGGUGGUGGUGGUGGUGGUGGCGGCGGUGGUGGUAGUUACGACUCGUACCAAGGAGGCGGCGGUGGUGGUUGGGGAGGUCCACAGGCUAACGCGCCGGGCUGGGCCGGUGGGGCCGGUAUGAGCCCGUUGAGGCGCUAG
Apiotrichum porosum is the source of this 1245-nucleotide messenger RNA. It is a transcript of the gene RPB3, whose product is annotated as 45 kDa subunit of RNA polymerase II. Gene Ontology annotation, molecular function: DNA-directed RNA polymerase activity; protein dimerization activity; DNA binding. Lineage: Eukaryota; Fungi; Basidiomycota; Tremellomycetes; Trichosporonales; Trichosporonaceae. Gene Ontology annotation, biological process: DNA-templated transcription. The transcript is spliced from 5 exons. The coding region runs from base 1 to 1245 and encodes 414 amino acids. Gene Ontology annotation, cellular component: RNA polymerase II, core complex. The record is from RefSeq and is a predicted model, not a curated record.